Venustampulla echinocandica is the source of this 1227-nucleotide messenger RNA. RefSeq names its product Thiolase. The transcript is spliced from 3 exons. The record is from RefSeq and is a predicted model, not a curated record. NCBI's taxonomy places the organism in Eukaryota, Fungi, Ascomycota, Leotiomycetes, Helotiales, Pleuroascaceae. Gene Ontology annotation, biological process: fatty acid beta-oxidation; phenylacetate catabolic process. Gene Ontology annotation, cellular component: peroxisome. The coding region runs from base 1 to 1227 and encodes 408 amino acids. Gene Ontology annotation, molecular function: acetyl-CoA C-acyltransferase activity.
AUGUCGGCCCUCCGGUCAACCGCCCAAAGAAUUACUCAAAAGCUUCCCAACGAUAUAGUAAUUCUCUCCGCCGUCCGCAGCCCUGUGACCCGCGCUUUCAAGGGCGGUCUUCGCAAUGCCUGGCCAGAAGACAUCCUCGGACCUGUAAUGCAAACGGCCGUCCAACGAGCCCAAAUCAACCCAGCGGACGUGAAUGAUGUCCUCAUCGGGACGGUGCUCCCAGAGCUCGGCUUCGCAAAAACAGGACGGAUGUGCCUGAAUCAUGUAGGGUUUCCGAACUCCACCACGUUCCAUACAGUGAACAGACAAUGUUCCAGUAGUUUACAAGCCAUCACGCAUCUCUCACAUGCGAUCAUGGUGGGACAAAUGGAUGUUGGGUUGGCGGGCGGCGCGGAGAGCAUGUCGAGGAAUUACAAGGCCACGCGAGGUGUCCCCCAGGAUGUGUCGCCGCGGUUGAGAGAUUCACCUGUGCAAGAUGCGAGAGAUUGUCUAAUGUCAAUGGGGAUUACGUCGGAAAAUGUGGCGGAGAAGUAUGGGGUCAGCAGGGAAGCGCAGGAUGAGUUUGCGCUUGAGAGUCAUCGGAGAGCUGAGGAGGCACAGAGGAAGGGCUACUUUGAGAGUGAGAUUGUGCCCAUCGAGGUUGAGAAUAAGGACGAAGCGACAGGCGGGGUCUCAAAGGAUAUAGUCACAAGAGAUGAUGGGAUCAGAGUUGGGUUAACGUUGGAGAAGUUGGCAUCGCUGAAGCCAGCGUUUAAGGAGAAUGGUGGAAGCACUGCCGGGAACUCUUCUCAAGUGUCUGACGGCGCCUCCUCAACCAUCCUCGCCCGCCGCUCGUGGGCCGAAGCCCGCGGCCUCAAACCCCUCGGCCGCUUUGUCGGCACGCAGGUAGCCGGAUGUUUGCCUUCAGAAAUGGGCAUCUCGCCCAUCUACGCAAUCCCGGCGCUAUUUAAACAAACCGGCUUCGAGAUAUCGGAUGUGGACAUCCUCGAGCUGAAUGAGGCAUUUGCAAGCCAGGCCAUCUACUGUAUCCAAAAGCUUGGGUUCGAUAUGGCAAAGGUGAACCCAAAAGGGGGUGCAAUAGCCCUUGGGCAUCCUACUGGCGCGACGGGCGCAAGACAAUUGGCCACGUUGUUGGCGGAGCUGGAAAGGACGGAUAAGGAGGUGGGUGUAGUCAGUAUGUGUGCCAGUACGGGGAUGGGGGUAGCUUCGCUGUUUGUUCGAGAGUGA